CUCCAGGCUGGGGGGCGGCCCGGAGGCGGCGCGGUGCGGUGCGGUGCGGUGCGGCGCGGCCCUGCCGGGUCUCCCCCUCCCAGCGCAGCUCGGCACGGCGGGCGGCCCCGCUUUCCUUUCGCGACCUCCGUUCCUCCGUGCUCCGUUCCCCAGCCGGGACUCGGCGAUGGAGCUCCACGGGUACCAACUGGAGGCGGUGGUCCCGGCCCUGGGCGGCCGUAACAGCAUCGUGUGGCUGCCCACGGGCGCCGGCAAGACCCGCGCGGCCGUGCACGUCUGCAGGCGGCACCUGGAGGGGCGGCGGGGCGGCCGGGUGGCCGUGCUGGUCAACAAGGUGCACCUGGUGCAGCAGCACUUGGAGAAGGAGUUCCACGUCCUGCGCGAUGCCUUCAAAGUGGCGGCGGUCAGCGGGGACAGCAGCCAUAAGUGCUUCUUCGGGCAGCUGGCGAAGGGCAGCGAUGUGGUCAUCUGCACGGCGCAGAUCCUGCAGAACGCGCUGCUCAGCGGGGAGGAGGAGGCGCACGUGGAGCUGACAGAUUUCUCCCUGCUGGUGAUAGAUGAGUGCCACCACACUCACAAGGAAGCCGUCUACAACAAAAUCAUGCUGAGUUACCUCCAGAAGAAGCUCAGCGGGCAGCGGGACCUGCCGCAGAUCCUGGGCCUGACAGCAUCCCCUGGCACCGGGGGGGAAACUUCCUUCGAAGGGGCUGUGGAGCACAUCCUGCAGAUCUGCGCCAACUUGGACACCGAGGUGAUCACAUCAGCACAGAAGCACACACAGCACCUGCAGAGCCAUGUGCCCCAGCCCAGGAAGCAGUACGACCUGUGCGAGGAGAGAGCGCUGGACCCCUUUGGCCAACGGCUGAAGAAGAUCAUGGCACAGAUCCAGGAGCACAUGGAGAUACCUGGACUCCCACAGGACUUUGGCACCCAGCUGUACGAGCAGCGCAUCGUGGAGCUGGAGAACAGAGCGGCAGAGAGGUUUUGUCGCAAGGCGCGGGUGUGCGCGCUGCACCUGCGCAGGUACAACGAUGCACUGCUGAUCAACGACGCCGUGCGCAUGAUGGACGCCUUCCAGUGCCUGCAGCAGUUCUAUGCUGAUGAGAGGGACACAAAGGACCCCACCGAGCGCUUCCUGGCCAACACCUUUGAGGAGAACAGGGCCACGCUGCUGGCGCUGGCUGGAGACCAGCGCUACGAGAACCCCCGGCUGAGCAAACUGGAGGAGGUCCUGCAGGAGCACUUCCAGCCCCCGGGGUCAUCUCGUGGCAUUGUCUUCACCAAGACGCGGCAGAGCGCACACAGCCUGCUCCGCUGGUUUCGGGACACGGCCCGGCUGUGCGGGCGGCACAUCAGGGCGGCCGUGCUCACCGGGACCGGCUACAGCAGCCAGGCCAAGGGCAUGACCCAGAAUGAGCAGCAGGAUGUGAUCACACUGUUCCGCAGCGGAGAGCUCAACCUGCUCUUUUCCACCAGCGUGGCCGAGGAGGGCCUGGACAUCCCUGAGUGCAACAUUGUGGUGCGCUACGGGCUGAUGACCAACGAGAUUGCCAUGGUGCAGGCCCGGGGUCGUGCCCGUGCCCAGAAAAGUGUGUACUCUGUCCUCGCCAAAGCCAGCAGCCGGGAGGUGUUCCGGGAGCAGCUCAAUGAGAAACUGGUGGAGCUCAUGGAGAGGGCCAUCAGCGCAGUGCAAGCCAUGCCUGAGCGGGAGUACCGCCUGAAGAUCCUGGAGUUGCAGAGAAAUGCUGUUCUCAGCUGGAAAGUGAAGGAAGACAGGAGCAGCGAGAGGCAGCAGCUGCACGACCCGGAUGACGUUUAUUUCCACUGUGUCAACUGCAACGAGGCCGUGUGCCGCGGCAGCGACAUCCGCACAGUGGAGGCCAUGCACCAUGUGAACAUCAACCCCAACUUCAGGUUUUAUUAUACAGUCUUACCUGGGAAAAUACACUUUGAGCGGACUUUCAGGGACUGGGAGCCCGGGUGCCGCAUUGUGUGCAGUGAGUGCAGGCAGGAGUGGGGAAUGGAGAUGAUCUACAGGAACGUGACGUUACCCAUCCUCAGCAUCAAAAACUUUGUGGUGGUGACCCCGGAUGAGAAGAAGAAGUACAAGAAGUGGAGCAGAGUGACGUUCCCCAUCGAGGAAUUCAGCUACCUGGAGUACUGCUCCAGCACCCAGGACGAGUCCCUGUAGUGCCGGCUCACUCAGGGCUGCUCCCAGGCCACACCUGGGGCGGGGGGAACCUUUCCAUCGCCUUUGAGACACGACAUCGCUUCAGGUUCUGCAGGCGGCUGCAUCUCUCUGCUCUCUGCAGCCGCAAUCCUGCGGGAGUGAGCGCAGAACUCUGCUAAAGGCCUUGCAGGGCCGGGGCAGCCCGUGCUCCCGCUCCGGACAGCGGCUGCCGUCCCUGCGGUGCUGGGGCUGC
Molecule: messenger RNA, 2423 nt
Organism: Tympanuchus pallidicinctus (lesser prairie-chicken)
Lineage: Eukaryota; Metazoa; Chordata; Aves; Galliformes; Phasianidae
Gene: DHX58
Product: DExH-box helicase 58
Exons: 12
Coding region: 167-2191 (674 amino acids)
Biological process (GO): positive regulation of interferon-beta production; response to virus; innate immune response
Cellular component (GO): cytoplasm
Molecular function (GO): hydrolase activity; zinc ion binding; single-stranded RNA binding
Source: RefSeq, a predicted model, not a curated record